Messenger RNA from Girardinichthys multiradiatus, 1488 nucleotides. It is a transcript of the gene snx12, whose product is annotated as sorting nexin 12. Gene Ontology annotation, cellular component: retromer complex; early endosome membrane. Gene Ontology annotation, molecular function: phosphatidylinositol-3-phosphate binding. The coding region runs from base 180 to 662 and encodes 160 amino acids. The transcript has 6 exons. Lineage: Eukaryota; Metazoa; Chordata; Actinopteri; Cyprinodontiformes; Goodeidae. The record is from RefSeq and is a predicted model, not a curated record. Gene Ontology annotation, biological process: late endosome to Golgi transport; endocytic recycling.
ACGCAUUUACCAGAUUCAAGAAGGGCAGGGCGCAGGGCGGCUGGCCCCCGCAAGAGGAGAGCUGCUUCUCAGUCUGCUUGUUGUCCUAUCAGAUGAAAUUUAAGAUUGAAUUGUGUGGUUAGUUGGUCUUUACACACAUACUAAAAAAUAGUUUGCAUCCUAAAAACACAGGAGGGAAAAUGUCAGAUCCUGUCGUAGCAGACACUCGCCGGUUGAAUUCCAAACCUCAGGACCUGACGGAUGCUUACGGGCCCCCCAGCAAUUUUUUGGAGAUAGAUGUUUACGAUCCUCAGAUCGUUGGAGUGGGAAGGAACCGUUACACAACUUACGAAGUUCGUAUGAGGACAAACCUUCCUAUUUUCAAAUUGAAGGACUCAUGUGUGAGGAGAAGAUACAGUGACUUUGAGUGGUUAAAGAAUGAGCUGGAAAGAGACAGUAAGAUUGUAGUACCACCUCUGCCGGGCAAAGCCCUGAAGAGACAGUUGCCAUUCCGUGGAGACGAGGGCCUUUUUGAGGAGUCCUUUAUUGAGGAGCGGCGAGUGGGCCUUGAGCAGUUCAUCAACAGAAUUGCAGGUCACCCCUUGGCCCAGAACGAGCGCUGUCUUCACAUGUUUCUGCAGGAGGAGACCAUUGACCGUAACUACAUUCCUGGAAAAGUAUGAAUGAAACAACAGAGACACCUGCGCCUGCUCUAUGUACAAUUAUUUCUACAUCACGUUAUUACAAAGCUGAUGGGGAAUGUGAGACGUCUCCGGAUGUUUGAGAGGAACACAGCUCCUGGACAGAAACCUAAAAUCAAAUGUAUGAAUAAGUUCAUGUGUCUUCAUUCGGUCAUUCCAAAUACUGUAUGUAAAAUUGUUUUGAGUCAGUUAAGGAGAAAGUGCUAUAUAUACUUUAAUCUUUUUUGUUUGAAUUUUUUAAACAAUGAUCAUGCUUUCUAAUAUUUUUCCAGUUAAUUUGAUACAUAUGUCAUUUUCUUAAAUUGGUGUUCUAGCGAUGUUUUCCUGGUAGCCUCCCAAAGUUACGCAACAUGUAGCAUCCUGAAAAAGACAGCAACGUGUCAUUCCAGUCACUAUAUUUUCCCUUUCCUUAAAUUUUGAGGUUAUUUGAAUGCUAUUAAACAGGUUCAAUUAUGUUCACCCUGAUUGUUAGCUACUGAAUCAGAGUGCCUACUUAUUGGCUGAAUGUGGUCAGAUCAGCUAGUGAUAAAGUUAAGUUAGGUAAACACCCAGUAUCUAAGCACUGUGACAAGCGGUUCAUUACAUGAACAAUUCUUUGCCAAGAUGCCAAUUCAGCAUCUGUGGGGGUUUUUUUCUUUGGGGGGGGGAUAUAAGGCUUCAUUUGGUCUAAAUUUUUCUGCUGUUAAAUUCUUCGUCAAUAUUAUUGUGAAGUGUAUUAUUAUUACUACAUGCUGUCAUCACAGUUCCACUUUGGGUGGCGAGGAGCGAUCUUGUUAAUUCUGUCCACCAAUAAAUUUCCUGCUGCCUG